This is a messenger RNA of Ichthyophthirius multifiliis, 1131 nucleotides long. Its product is annotated as protein kinase domain protein. The transcript is spliced from 5 exons. NCBI's taxonomy places the organism in Eukaryota, Ciliophora, Oligohymenophorea, Hymenostomatida. The record is from RefSeq and is a predicted model, not a curated record. Gene Ontology annotation, biological process: protein phosphorylation. Gene Ontology annotation, molecular function: ATP binding; protein kinase activity.
AUGGAAGUAAUUUCAGAAAAACAAGACGACUUUUGUUCUUCAUUUUACAAAGUGGGAUAACUAUAUGAAUACUAUUCUAAUGAUUUACGUUAAGAAAUUUUUGAAAGAAGAAAAUAUAAUAUUCCCUAUAACGAAUCUGAAAUAUGGUAUAUAAUAGAUUCUUUGGUAUCUGUUGCUUCUUAUUUGAAAUAUAAAGAAGUUACUCAUGGUGAUAUAAGACCUUACAAUGUAUUUAUUGAUUAAAUUGGCUAAAUAAAAUUAGGAGAAUAAUAUUCUCAUCCUUAAACUUAUUCAUUAUAUUCACAACUAUUAAUGGGAACAACUGAUGAUUUUUUUGUUUCUCCUUAAUGUUUAAAUGGUUUAAGAGCUCAUUAAGAAUUUCCUGAUUUUGAUAGAAGUAAAAACGAAGUUUUUUCUAUAGGAAUGACUGCUUUAAAUGCUGCAACUUUAUAAGAUACCAACAAAGAAUGUUAUGAUAUUUCUUAAUUAACGUUAAAUAGGGAAAAUGUUUAAAAUCUCCUAUAAAGAGUAAAGUUCUAAUUCUCUUAAAAUCUUUCUACUACUAUCGAAAAUAUGCUUUUGCAUAGCUAAGAAUAAAGAGCUUCUUUGGAAGAAAUUUUAGAUAUAACAAACGCCUAGUCUAAUAAAGCUUAAAGUCUUAGUAUAGUAGAAGUAUUUCAAAACGAAUAACCAAAUCCUUAUGAUAAUAACAAAGUAAUCGAAGCUAAUAAUUUAAUAGUAGAAUAACCCAAAGUGAAUUAUAUUACCAGAGAUUUUACAAACGAUGAUUUAAUGGCCAGAAUUUAAAAAGUCUUAGCUGAAAGUGACUAAUCUUAACCAGUAUCUAAUAUAAAUAAUUCAAUGAUAACAAAUACUGCCAUAAAUACUAAUUUUACACCUAAUUAUGUUGAUUAAUAACUUUAUAGAACUAUAAAUAUAACACCAAACAUCGUUUAAGAAAACAGAAUUAGUUAAUAUGUUAGUGAAGAUAAUGAAGCUGUUAAAAAGAGCAAGAAAUCAACUAAUAUUUAAGAUUAUGUUCCUAUUAGUGAAAGCUAAAAUAAUAAAAUUAUUUCAGAUGUCAGAGCUGCUUAACAAUUAGGAAAUAAUGCUUAAAUAAGUUAAGUAUGA